Molecule: messenger RNA, 705 nt
Organism: Talaromyces amestolkiae
Lineage: Eukaryota; Fungi; Ascomycota; Eurotiomycetes; Eurotiales; Trichocomaceae
Exons: 2
Coding region: 1-705 (234 amino acids)
Biological process (GO): xylan catabolic process
Molecular function (GO): hydrolase activity, hydrolyzing O-glycosyl compounds
Source: RefSeq, a predicted model, not a curated record
AUGGUUCAUUUCUCUCAACUCGUGGUGGUGCUCACAGCCGUCCACUUAGCAAUAGCUGCUCCUACGGAGCAGACUGAGGCGUCUGUUCAGAAGCGCGGUCCUCAUAACUUUGUUAUGGGCCCUGACCAUCCUUUGAUGAUGGCCCGUCGCAAUGAGUCGUUAUCCCGUCGGGCCACAAACUAUGUUCAGGACUAUACUACUGGGGAAACAGUAUAUUUUGCCCCAGAGAGUGGCGAGUUCUACGUGUCCUGGGAUACUACUGAUGACUUUGUUGUCGGUGUUGGCUGGAAUCCGGGAAGCACUGAGCCUAUUACCCACGCUGGCAGCUUUGAUGUCACAUCUGGACUUGCAAGUCUUUCUGUGUACGGCUGGACGACCGAUCCUCUUGUUGAGUACUACAUCAUUGAUGAGUAUGUGAACAUGGAGCAGGCUGGUACACAGAAAGGCACGGUGUACAGCGACGGUGCCACGUACACCAUCUGGGAGAACGAGCGUGUCAACGAGCCAUCGAUCGAAGGCACUUCGACUUUCAACCAGUACAUCUCAAUCCGCGAAUCAAAUCGUGUCAGCGGGACCAUUACGGUAGAAAACCAUUUCAAGGCUUGGGCGAAUGUGGGUUUGGAACUGGGCACUUUGGAUUUCCAGGUAAUUGCUGUCGAGAGCUGGGAUGGCAGUGGUACCGCCGAUCAGACUGUCGCGCAGUAG